AUGCCGUUCGAGGCCCUCCGGGAGAUCGUCUCAUCGAUAUUCCCAGUCAACGACCUCGUGGGCGCCUUCCUGGUCAUCAACCUCUGCGCCUGUCUCGUUGUCACCAUCUUCCGGAAAUGGAAGUCGUCAAAUCAGACCGCUAGAACUUCCACCCCCGACCUCGAGAAGCCCACAUCCAAAUCCAGCACUCGAGAAAAAGUAACUCGAAAAUUUGGAGAAUGGACUCCCUCGGCUUUCAAGAGACCCACGGCACCGCCGUACCCCGACUGGGAUGUUCAUACCUCCAAGUCGAUUCCCUAUCGGCCGUUUCGAUAUGGCCCUAAGUACUUCGUUACUAUGGGUUUGAGGAGUAUGAAAUGGGACGAAUGGAUCGAGCUCGACAACCAUUAUCUCAAGUACCAUGCCGAUAAAAAGAAGCGGCUAAAAGAGCGCGGCGAGAAAUGCUGUAGAACCGCGCCAGAAGCAAUGGACGGAGCCAUUGAACUAUUAGAAGAGCUAUGUACAUACCUCCCCGAGCGAUACCCCAGCAUGUUCCAAAAGACACCCACCGGCAUAACAAACACCGUCACAAACGAAACCUUCAAUAUAGUCCAGCGCCCGCUGCCCGAAGACCCAAUGGCCACCGCAGCACGUCUAGUACAAGACGACCUUGCCCUGAUGUUCGAGCGCCCAGACGGCGAGUACUAUCUUCUGGCCGGCGCGAUCCUCCUUGCAGGCUUCUGGCGACUGAGCGACAAAUUCGGGAUGCCACUGUCCGAAAUUCACACCUCCGGUGACGUGCCCCAGUUCCGCGAGAAGCUCGAGCGCGGCAUGGUGAACUUUUUCCGGCGGUUAAAGCCCGAGGAGCCGGUUCUGCGGAACAACUAUUUCAUCCAGGUAGACGACAGCUUGGCAUGGUCGCCUAGCAUUGGGUCGGAGGACUCGGAGACAGUGUCGUGGAAUACGGCGGCCAAGAAUAAGGCGAUUGAGCACCACUAUUUCCGGUCUGAGAGACAAUCGCUGCGACGGUUGCCACGGUCUGGGGCGGUGGUGUUCACGAUUCGGACGUAUUUUGAGCCUAUUACUGAGAUUGUGAAGGAGUCGUACGUGCCUGGGCGGCUGGCGUCUGCAAUUCGGAGUUGGGGGGAUGAUGUCUCGAGGUAUAAGGGGAAGGAGAAGUAUGAGGAGGUGUUGUUGGAGUAUCUAGAUCAGAAGCAUGAAGAGCAGAUCAAGGCCGGGCUUGAGGUGGACAAGGAGGAUGAAGUGCGAAGGUAUCCUUUAUAA
This is a messenger RNA of Penicillium canariense, 1263 nucleotides long. Its product is annotated as heme-dependent oxidative N-demethylase family protein. The transcript is spliced from 5 exons. The record is from RefSeq and is a predicted model, not a curated record. The coding region runs from base 1 to 1263 and encodes 420 amino acids. NCBI's taxonomy places the organism in Eukaryota, Fungi, Ascomycota, Eurotiomycetes, Eurotiales, Aspergillaceae.